AUGAGUAACAGUGUCAGAAAUACAGAUAGCACAACAGAAGUUGAGCUACCUACAGUAACAGGAAGACUUCAAGGUUAUCAAGAUCCACCUCCACCAUACUCACCUGUGGGAAUGACAAACAAUCAGCCUAUAAUUCAUCAAACAAUUAUAGUUCAGUCACCGUUAAAAGAUAGACCUACAUUAUUUAACUGUCCUACUUGCAAAAAAGUAUCUUUAACAAAAGUGAAAUAUGCAAAUUCGACAAAAACUCAUAUGAUUGCUGGUUUUAUAUGUGGCUGCACUUUCUGGUGUAUGCUAUGCUGUUUGGCUGCCAUUCCAUAUUUGUUACCUGCAUUUAAAAAGACAGAACAUUAUUGCCCUAACUGUGACAGAUUUCUCGGGACAUAUUCAAAAUUAUGA
Molecule: messenger RNA, 399 nt
Organism: Parnassius apollo (apollo)
Lineage: Eukaryota; Metazoa; Arthropoda; Insecta; Lepidoptera; Papilionidae
Source: the annotation of a GenBank genome assembly